AUGGCUGAUAAGUUCGUUAUGGCACAUGCCGGAGCUAGGAAAGCAGAGCCAGAGCCAAGAGUGAACGACAUAUUCGCCAUCAUGCAGUCCUUAGGAGAAGGACUAAGGGACUUUCUCGCCCAAUUCAACAGGGUACGAAUGACCCUACCAAACGUGUCCAAGGGAAUGGCAGUCGCGGCCUUUCAAAAUGGGUUGAUCAGGGAUGGUUCGAUAGCAACCAGAAAACUGCUGAGCCGAUUGAUGAAAUACCCUCCAACCACUUGGGAGAAGAUCCAUAAUGCUUACUGUGACGUAGUCCGAGUAGAUGAGGACGACCUCAAUGGACCAACUCAUCGGCUCGUCUCGGUACAAGCCGAGUCUAGGAAAGAACGAAGAGACACCGUAGGAGAGAUCACCCGAUUUUGCGACCCAACAAGGAACCACACCAGCCAUACAUCAGGGCCCCCGCCCCACCUUCUCUCUGCUAUAAAGAAGGCUCAUCAAGGCCGAGAAUGGGAACUCACCGGAAUGAAAGAGGCAAGAAGUUGUAAACAGUUGCAGCAAGGACACCUCAAAGAGCUAUUGAGCGACAAGGGGAGGAACAACUUCGCUAGAGGGCGAGAACACCAAGGCCCAGCGAAACCGCCAUCACCAGCUUGUACUAUUAAUAUGAUCAUUGACGGAGGCAACGGCGCCUCCAUCAACAACGUUAAAUUCACCACCACCCAAAAACUCAAGCGAUCUAUCACCCACGAACGGUAUGAUAGACUCGAAGAGAAUAUCGUCUUUAACGAGUCGGAUGCCGAUGGUUUGACUUUCCCUCAUAAUGAUGCUCUUGUCAUUACUUUGCGCAUUUUAGAUACUAAUGUCAAGCGCAUCAUGGUAGACGAUGGAAGUGGAGUGUGCAUUAUCCAUCCCCGAGUCCUCGCCUGGAUGAGACUCGAGGACAAGGUAGUGCCACACUUCAUCACACUGACCGAUUUUAAUAAUGCAGUUGAAUGGACAUCGGGAGAGAUUAAGCUCCCUGUGUUGGCUGGCGGCAUAACGCUGGAGACGAUUCCACAUCAUGGAUCAGGCCACCGCGAAUAA
Nicotiana attenuata is the source of this 1068-nucleotide messenger RNA. RefSeq lists its product as uncharacterized. The transcript has 2 exons. Lineage: Eukaryota; Viridiplantae; Streptophyta; Magnoliopsida; Solanales; Solanaceae. The record is from RefSeq and is a predicted model, not a curated record. Bases 1 to 1068 code for a protein of 355 amino acids.